Messenger RNA from Prionailurus viverrinus (fishing cat), 571 nucleotides. RefSeq names its product LYR motif containing 7 (gene LYRM7). The record is from RefSeq and is a predicted model, not a curated record. The transcript has 5 exons. NCBI's taxonomy places the organism in Eukaryota, Metazoa, Chordata, Mammalia, Carnivora, Felidae. Gene Ontology annotation, biological process: mitochondrial respiratory chain complex III assembly. The coding region runs from base 93 to 407 and encodes 104 amino acids.
GUAGUUCGAUAGUCCACGCCAGGCAGUGAUUGGUUGUCGAGAGGCGGGGCGACUCGACCGCUGAAGAAGUAGCCGCUGCGGCGCGGAGAGCCAUGGGUCAGGCGGCCAAGGUUUUACAGCUCUUUAAAACAUUACACAGGACCAGACAACAGGUUUUUAAAAAUGAUACCAGAGCACUAGAAGCAGCCAGAAUAAAGAUAAAUGAAGAAUUCAAAAGUAAUAAAAGUGAAACUUCUCACAAGAAAAUAGAAGAGCUAAUAAAAAUAGGUUCCGACGUUGAAUUGUUACUCAGAACAUCUGUUGUACAAGGUAUUCAUACAGACCACAAUACACUGAAAUUGGUCCCUAGGAAAGAACUCCUUAUAGAAAAUGUGCCAUACUGUGAUGCACCAACUCAGAAAAAAUGAGUUUUCUAGGAUAAACUCAAGCUUUGUAGUUUUUAAUCUUAAAUAUAUAACUCUGGCAAAAGUUUUGGAAAUGGAAAUAUUCCUCUUAGAACUGGUCUGUUGAAAAUGAAUGAAGUAUUGCAUCAUAAUUAAAUUUCACAUUAAAAGAACAUUGCUGAAAACUG